Messenger RNA from Molossus molossus (Pallas's mastiff bat), 3405 nucleotides. RefSeq names its product synaptotagmin 4 (gene SYT4). Gene Ontology annotation, cellular component: axon; membrane; synapse. NCBI's taxonomy places the organism in Eukaryota, Metazoa, Chordata, Mammalia, Chiroptera, Molossidae. The transcript is spliced from 4 exons. Gene Ontology annotation, molecular function: calcium-dependent phospholipid binding; SNARE binding; phosphatidylserine binding. Gene Ontology annotation, biological process: regulation of dopamine secretion; vesicle fusion; cellular response to calcium ion. Bases 211 to 1488 code for a protein of 425 amino acids. The record is from RefSeq and is a predicted model, not a curated record.
GCCAAAACAGGAACUGGGGCGGCAAAUCACUGUGCGAGGGCGAGCGGACCUCCCUCUUCGCCUCCUCCCUGUUCCAGGCGCAGGUCCCCUGGGCUCUGUGCUGUUGUUUUCAGCACUCGGGAAAGCCGGCGCUUCAGAUCCAGAUCCAGGCAAGUGAACCGAGCCAGAGAGUUUUCCGUUCAGCACCUCGGACAGAGCACGCAGCAAAAAAUGGCUCCGAUCACUAGCAGCCGGGAGGAAUUUGACGAAAUCCCCACAGUGGUGGGCAUCUUCAGUGCAUUUGGCCUGGUCUUCACAGUCUCUCUGUUUGCAUGGAUCUGCUGUCAGAGGAAAUCAUCCAAGUCUAACAAGACUCCUCCAUAUAAGUUUGUACAUGUGCUAAAGGGGGUUGAUAUUUACCCUGAAAACCUAAGUAGCAAAAAGAAGUUUGGAGCAGAUGACAAAAAUGAAGUAAAGAAUAAACCAGCUCUGCCAAAGAAUUCAUUGCAUCUUGACCUCGAGAAGAGAGAUCUCAAUGGCAAUUUCCCCAAAACAAAUCUCAAAGGUGGCAGCCCUCCUGAUCUGGAGAAUGUGACCCCAAAGCUCUUUUCAGAAGGGGAAAAAGAGGGGGUUUCCCCUGAUAGCUUAAAGUCCAACACUUCCCUUAGUUCAGAAGAGAAACAAGAGAAGCUGGGAACCCUCUUCUUCUCCUUAGAGUACAACUUUGAGAAGAAAACAUUUGUGGUCAAUAUUAAGGAAGCCCGCGGCUUGCCAGCCAUGGAUGAGCAGUCGAUGACCUCAGACCCGUACAUCAAAAUGACCAUCCUCCCAGAGAAGAAGCAUAAAGUGAAAACCAGAGUUCUGAGAAAGACCUUGGACCCAGCUUUUGAUGAGACCUUUACAUUCUAUGGGAUCCCCUACACCCAGAUCCAAGAGUUGGCUUUGCACUUCACAGUCUUGAGUUUUGACAGGUUUUCAAGAGAUGAUAUCAUUGGAGAGGUCCUUAUUCCUCUGGCAGGACUUGAACUGUCUGAUGGAAAAAUGUUGAUGAACAGGGAGAUUAUCAAGAGAAAUGUUAGGAAGUCUUCAGGACGGGGUGAGUUGCUGAUCUCUCUCUGCUAUCAGUCCACCACAAACACUCUCACUGUGGUUGUCUUAAAAGCUCGCCACCUGCCUAAAUCUGAUGUGUCUGGACUUUCAGACCCUUACGUGAAAGUGAACCUGUACCAUGCCAAAAAGAGAAUCUCCAAAAAGAAGACUCAUGUGAAGAAAUGCACCCCCAAUGCAGUGUUCAAUGAACUGUUUGUCUUUGAUAUUCCUUGUGAAAGCCUGGAAGAGAUAAGUGUUGAAUUUCUGGUUUUGGAUUCUGAAAGGGGAUCCCAUGAUGAGGUGAUUGGGCGGCUGGUCCUGGCGGCAGCUGCAGAAGGGACCGGCGGGGAACACUGGAGGGAGAUCUGUGACUCUCCUAGGAGACAGAUCGCCAAGUGGCAUGUGUUGUGCGACGGUUAGCAUCCCAGCCACGCAUUGGGACUUGAUGAUUUUUACUAGGCAAAGAAUAAUUUUCUUUCUUUCUGAUACGUAAUUGCAAGCUUAUGACAGCAAGCUACAUUUUUUUUGUUGUUAUUAGAAAUGGAUUGAAUCAGCAGACCAGGAAGUAACUGUAAAUUAUCAUGAUCACAUUUCCCUCUUUACUAGAGACAUUGGAUAAAUUUUCAUAAGAUACUGAAUUUCCCUUGCAGGUUCCCAGGGAUAUAAAUAAGAGUAGUCAAGCAUUUUUCAAGCACAGCAGCACAAUCCCAGGUUAUGACUGUGGUUUAGAAGGUGACGAUUUCAUGGGAGCAUAUUACUGGAAGUCAGUGGGAUUUUUAAGAUUUAGAAAUGAAAAGCGUGUCUUCAUUUAUGAAAAUUUAUCCAUUUCUCUUCAGGUGGGAAAAUCAAUUUUUCUUUAGAUCCAAAGACAGUAAAGAAGUGUUCUCUAGUUUGUUUUUAUUAACUAUGUCAUGUGCAAAUGGUGUCCUGCUUAUAAAAGUAUAUGGUCAUUGCUCUUUGUUUCGUAAUUAUUCGAAGCAAUUUUCUCAUAAGAAGAGUAACUUAGGUUUGUUUCAAAAGGACAGUGAACACAUCAAAUAAUCAUUUUAUCAAAGGGCUUAGUUGAGAACACUGUGGUUGAAAUAUGAUUUUUCUCCCCUCUAAGGUUAUAUGUGAGUCAAAUGUUGUAAAAUAUAAUCUCAUAAGGACCAUGGCCUUGAAUUAUUUACUGCCUGUCACAAGCGUCAGUGUGGUCUAAGAAAGCCCUAUUUACCUUUGUGAAGUUGUUGAAUUAGCUAGUGGGUAAAGAAAUAAACUUCGGGUAGAAAUCCAGUUAGAAAUGCAGUUUUCUUAUAGGAAAUACGUAACGUGUGCAAGUGUCCAUUCAGGGUUUUCCCUUGGGCUCAGAGAGGCGUGACUAACUACGUCUUCAUCGAGUUUUUCUCCAGAAAGGACUAACAUACUAUUUGAAAAUAAACAAACAAAAGACUGAAGAUUUAACCAUUGCCAGACCGAAAACAUUACUUCAACUAACAAACUGAUAAGAUUAAGAAGUAUUAUGCAGCAAGCAUAAUAUAAUUUACAUAUGUUCACACAACAUAUAUUUAGGCUGUCAAAUUAGCACAAUGAAGUAUGUUUCACUAUCUUUUCUAGGCUAAUUUGCCUUGAGCUGUUUUCUGUGGAACAGUUUAUAGACAGAACUGUGUCUUAUACCAUUUUUCUAGUGCCAGGGCUCUGAAAUUCAUUAAGAACCUAGAGUUAAGCAGUGCCCUUUGACUACUAAUGAACUGAGGUAACAUCACUAUCUGUGAGUUUUUCAAGCAGUAUGGGUGAAACUCGGGUACAGUUGAAUUAUUAAAUAUGCAAGUUAGAAAACCAAGUCUACUGAAAAUUUUACUUUUUGAGUCAGGUUUUGUGUCAGUACUUUAGCCGUUUUUUGGGAAUGUGUUUGAUAUCUCCGUGUUUGUAAAUUCUAUGACAAUGCAUUUUCAAAACAACUUAUACAUGCUUUUUAUGACUAUGCCUAAUGUAAAGGAAAUGUUUUACAUGUACAAAAUUGAAACCGACCUCUUUUUUGUGCUUUAAGAUGACUUUGGGAUUGAAAAGACCAUUCCUCAGUAAUUGUCUUCAUUCCACCACAAACUCACUUCAUAAUAUCUUGGUCCACUCAGCAUUUCCGUGAGAGCAACAUGAAAUGAACUGUAGUCAGUGUGUGGUUUGGGGAAGUCAAUGGCCUUUUUACGUAUGUAUAUUUGAUACAUGGGCCAUGGAAUAUUAUAUAUUUUAGAGCUUUGAAAAGUUGUCAUGAGUCAACACUUAGCAUCCUUCCAGUGCCAGAGUUAGUGGUGGUACCUAGUCAAGUUUGAUUCCUGGAGGAGGGUGAUAUUUUUUUUUUCC